CCCAGAGUAUAAAGCCAACCCUUGGGCACAGGGACAUUAAGACUUCCACACAGCUUGGCAGCAGUACCCAGUGGUGGAAGAUGUGCCAGACCCAGCUGUUCCUGGCCCUGCUGCUCCUGUUCUCCUGCCCGUGGGCCAAUACCAGUGCUCUAUGGGGUCAGAUUGUGGGGGGCCAUGAGGCUCAGCCCCACUCCCACCCUUACAUGGCAUACCUAAAGAUAGGGAAGUCCGCCUGCAGAGGCUUCCUGGUGGCCCCUGACUGGGUGAUGACAGCUGCACACUGCAUGGGGAAUGCCACAGUCAUCCUGGGGGCUCACAACAUCCAUGAACCAGAAACAACCCAACAGGUCCAGGGAGUUCUCAGAUACCACCAGCACCCUGAGUACGACCCCACCACCGUGUCUAACGACAUCAUGCUGCUCAAGCUGACAGCAAAGGCCACGCUCAACAACUACGUCAAAACCAUCCCCCUGCCCAAGACCAGCAGCUUCCUCCCCACAGGCACCAAGUGCAGCAUAGCUGGUUGGGGCCUGAUCGACAAGGACCAGGAAACCAGCAAGCUCUUUGAAACCAAAGUCUCCAUCUACAGCCGCAGGAAGUGCAUCCACUUCUAUCCACACCUCAACGCCGGCAUGGUGUGUGCUGGCAGCUUCCAUGAGCUGAGGGACUCCAGCCAGGGUGAUUCUGGAGGGCCCCUGGUGUGCAAUAAGGUGGCGCAAGGCAUUGUUUCCUUUGGGCAUGACAACCCCCCUGGGGUCUAUACCCGCAUCUCCAACUACCUGCCCUGGAUCAAAAAAAACAUGAAGAAGUAACAGCAACAUCAGUGCGGCCCUGGAGACACCCUGGUUUCCUUCCAGCCCCUACCAAAGGCUCAGCUCCCUCUCCUUUCCUUGGGAACCCGAGUGCCCUGAUGGAUGCCCGCAAGGGCCUGUUUCUUUGUUCUGAGGCUGCUGGCUGUCCCACUGCCUGCCCAUGCCAGAAAGCCAGUUUGGUGCCACAUUAAGUCACCCUGACAGAAGGGAGGAUUGUCCCAGGUGGCAUCAGAAAGAGGCUGCACCACUGGGGAUCCCAUUUCCUUCAGAGACACCCCUGUCCCUGCUUAAUCCUUGCUGCACUUGAAACACCCACAGUAAACUCAGAGCUGCCUUUUUCAGCUUAUCUGCCUCCUCUUUCCUCGCACCUCGUCCCAGGGAGGAGGGAGGGCCAGGUCAGCAGGUAGAAGUGCAGUCAGCCUGCUGGGAUGGAGGCAGCAGGAGCUCUGCAAUCACCAGGUUGCUACCAGGCUGAGAGAAAAAGAGCUGCAGCUGCUGCUUCUGGAGCCACAGCAAGACUGCCAUAGGGAGCAAAAUGCCCAAGCUGAAAGUGAAUCGGGUGGGGGCUCACUGCAGGUGGGAAGGUUUUCCUGUGAGGGGCUCCCAGCAGGCCUCUGCCAGGGAGAGCGGUCACGCACAGCUCAGGGCCCUGUGCUAGCUCGCUCAAACAGUGCUUGCGCAGGGGAUCUGCUUCCCCUGUCCGUUGCGGGGUGGUGAUGGCAGAGAGCUGGGAGGCGAGGGGAAGCGAUGUGCACACACCCCAUUCACCAACUUCAGCAAUGUCAUGAGCCCUCCAGCGGCCAGUUCUCAGUCCUCCUCUAGA
Molecule: messenger RNA, 1635 nt
Organism: Oxyura jamaicensis (ruddy duck)
Lineage: Eukaryota; Metazoa; Chordata; Aves; Anseriformes; Anatidae
Product: mast cell protease 1A-like
Exons: 5
Coding region: 81-812 (243 amino acids)
Biological process (GO): proteolysis
Molecular function (GO): serine-type endopeptidase activity
Source: RefSeq, a predicted model, not a curated record